CGGCGGAAAUCCCAGCAUAUAAGGUGGAAUGGCGAGUUACGUAAAGAGCUGAGCAUCAACUUCAAACUCAUACUUAUCUGAAAUAGAGUGCUACCUUAAAUGCAAACACACACACACAUACACACACACACACACACACACACACACACACACAUGCACACGUGAGUAUGGAGUUCCCAGAGUUUCACAACAGAGUGAAAAUAACGCUACCUUUAAAUCUCCUCCUCCAGCUCCUCCAGCAGAUCUGCUGCCUUACAGGAGAGUCCAGCUCUUCAGUCUGAGAGGCUGAGCUGCUGAACCGGAUCAGGAUCAGGAUUUGAAUAUGAACGCUCCGGAUGUGAGCGCUCUGCUGGAGGAGUGUCUGCGUUUGGCAGAAACACAGAGAACAGAACCGGACUCAGAAACCCACAGAACAAACCGAGCUGAUCUCUCGGCUGAGCUGAGGACUCUGCUGGGGGAGGCGGUGGAGAUGAGGUGGCCGUUUGUGGAGGAGAAAUGGCAGUACAAGAGUUCGGUUACGCCAGAAGAUAAAGUGAACACCAAGGACCUCGUCAGCCACAACCUGCCCCAGCUAAUGGCGUUUCUGAAAUCCUCGAUCGUGGGGGCGGAGCCUCUGUGGGCGAUGUCGGUGGUGUUUCUGGUGGAUCGUUUCCUCUACUGGAAGGACAGUUCACACACCCUGCUGAAGAUCGCUAAAGCUCUACACAGAAAUUACCCAGAAACCCCUGUGGCCCCGCAGGUCGUUAUCAGACAGGCCAGAGUCUACCUGAACACAGGGAAACUACAGAAAGCUGAGUACAUCCUGAGCAGCCUGAUCAAUAACAACGGAGCAACUGGGAGUUGGAGGUAUCAGAGGGACAGUGACCGGGUCCUCGUCCAGGCCGUCAGUCUGCAGGUCCGGGGUCAGGUUCUGCAGAAACUGGGUCUGUGGCUGGAAGCAGCAGAGCUGAUCUGGGCUUCACUCGUGGGUUUCUACAUUCUACCUCUUCCUGAUAAAAAGGGUAUCGGCACGUCUCUGGGGCUUCUGGCCAGCUUGCUCAUCUCAAUGACGGAUAAAGACUUCUCCACGUUUCAGAAGAUUCCUCACAUUAACCUGGGGUUUCUGGGAGACUGCAGGCAUCGUCUGCUCUGUGCAGCUCAGGCGGCUAAAUCAGCCGUGAUCUACAGCCAGUUCGACCCUCUGUAUGUGCUCACUCACAUGGUCACUCAGGGAACCUGCCUGCUGUCGUACAGCUUCUCCAGAUCGUGUCCUGCUGUUGAGAAACCAUCUUAUCUGGCUCUGGCUAAGGAAGCCUUUGAGAUCGGUUUGCUAACGAAGGUGGAGACGGACACGGUGACGAGCCAACAGGAACUUCACACCCUGAUAAAAGCAGCAUUCUGCUUAUCCAUCACUAACAAAUGGAUGCUUGGUCCGGUGGAAGAGGUCAGCCUGGCCGUUCAGGCUUGUCAGGAAGCUAACGCGCUGCUGUAUUCCUACUGUUUUGAAGACGAUUCCGAUAAAGUUCUGGUAUCUUCUGAAGUCAUGGCGAAGGUUCAGCGAGUCAAGAUGCUUUUAAAAGUGAAAGAUUUCUCCAAUUCAGACCCACACUCUUUUAUUCCGGACAGUUACAGAGUUUCGGAGAACAGACCUGCCGCGUUCACUCUGGAAGACUUCACCGAGAUGGUUGAACGUUUCCAGAAGCACCACAAAUCUGUGUGUGAAGCUUUUGAAGGUCGAGGACUUGAGCGAAGUGCUGCCCAUGAUAACUGCCUCACAGCUUUCCAGACAACAGCACUGGCUGAACCACUGACAACAGAAUGUUCCACCAGAGAUCCUGGAAUAGAAGACGAUAACGAAGGCAUUUCUGACUCUAGUGGAUCUAAAGCAUCCUUGGGUUCUUCUUUUAAUGAGGUCCGUCUAAAGAAAAUGUUCAAAUUGGAUAGAAGAACUUCUGAAGGAAGCAGCAGUUUAGCUUCUUCCUGGCCGAAAACGUCCAGUUCUGGGUCUUCUUUUGAGCUAGUUGACCCAAUCCGUUGCACAGAAGUUGAUGAAGAUGUCAAUGGUGAGAAGAACAUCCACAAAUCACAGUGCAAAAAUGCUAACAGCACUAGUAGUAGCCAUGGAAUUGGUGAUAAUCAACAAAGCACACUUCCUUCUUCACACUCUCCUGGAGUUUUGAAUGAAGGAGUAUUAAAUACUCAACAAACAUCUAAGCAAGAGCUUUGCACCACCUUAGGAAGUGAGGACCAUAAAAACAGCAACCAGAUGGGUCCUAAUGCUUCAGGGAGCAGCUCUGGUACGAGAACGUCGUCAGGCUCUUUGAGCAGUAGCUUGGGAUCGUCUUGGCAGAGCUUCUCAUUCUCCACCAGAUCUCCGACAAAUGAAGGAGGAGGUUCUUCCAAGACCUUAAAAGGAAGCUACCAACAAAGUGUGCAGAGUUCCAUUGAGACGGUUGAAGAUCUGGAUGUUUUCUCUGUAAGCGAUGGUCUCUCUGGGCUUGUAUUAUCUGGUAACAAUAGUCCAAAUGGACUCAACGCUCAACAGCAAGCCAAAACAGAGCUCUGCACCACAUUGGGAAGUGAAGACCAUGAAACAACCAAGAAGAUACUGGAUACAGAUGCUACAGGAAAAAGUAAAGACAGCAGAAUGUCAUCAGGCUCUUUUUGCAGUAGCUUGAACUCAUCCUGGCAGAGUGUCUUAUUUUCCACCAGAUCUCCUCCAGUUAAUCAGAACUGUGGAACUGUUGAUAAGAGUCCCGAUAGUCCCUUUCAGGAGUUACAACCCAACAGUCCAGGAACAUCAGCAGAAGGUUUAAUGAAGACCCAAACAGCAAACCAUUCUCAGACUCAAGUACAAAUUCAGAGUUUUGUUGAGACGGUUGAAGAUCUAGAUGGUUUAUCGUUAAGCGAUGGUCUCUCUGGUCGUACAGUGGCUGGUAAUAAUAGUCCAACGGGGCUCAAUGCUCAACAGUCGUCAAAAAAGCAAGACCUUUGCACCACCUUAGAAAGUGAAGAUGAUAAAACCACCAAGAAGGUGAUGACUAAUGCUUCAGGGAGCAGCUCAGGUACGAGAACGUCGUCAGGCUCUUUGAGCAGUAGCUUGGGAUCCUCUUGGCAGAGCAUCUCAUUCUCAACCAGAUCUCCGACAAAUGAAGGAGGAGGUUCUUCCAAGACCUUAAAAGGACGCUACCAACAAAGUGUGCAGAGUUCCAUUGAGACGGUGGAAGAUCUGGAUGUUUUCUCUUUAAGCGAUGAUCUCUCUGGCCAUACAGCGGCUGGUAAUGGUUCCAAUGGACUCAACGCCCAACAGCAGUCAAAACCAGAGCUUCGAACCACCUUAGAAAGUAAAGAAUGUAAUGCUACAGGGAAAAGUAAAGGAACCAGAAUGUCGUCAGGUUCUCUGAGCAGUAGCCUGAACUCAUCCUGGCAGAAGGCAUCUUUCUCCAGAUCUCCUCCAAAUGAAGAUUUUGGUCCGAUCUUGAAGAACAAGCCCGAGACUGGGAAUGUGGAUGGUCUUUCUGGUCAUGCAAAUGUUGAACAUCCUCAAGGAAGUGCAUCGUUACCGUCCUCUGAGCUCGACUCGUUUGUAAUGGUUCCUUCUGAUCAUUCUUCAGCUUCAUCUAACCGAGGUAAAGAUUCCAGCCCUGCUGACUCUCCAACGAUUCAGCGUCCGUCACAUUCAGACCUACAGGACAAUCCGAGCAAGAACCGCAGCCGUGACCUGUUCCCCAGCUACAUGACCUGCAGUACAUGUUUCCAGGGGUGCACUAUGGGAAGUGUAGUUCUGACGGAGCAGGACUACAGAUCCCUCCUCUCAGGAGUUUGUCAGGGCUGCCUGCUGAGGAGACUUCCAGACCAAACCUUCAAACUCAGACACUACAACAGAGCCUACAGUGGUGUUCUGCUGAAGUACUCUAAGGUGACGGAGAGCUGGACGGGCAGUGAGACGAGUGUGUUUGUGGGCGGAGUUCUGCAGGUGGCUGUAGAAGGAAGACAAAGACAGGCCUUCAGGAUUCAGUACCUCCACCAGGAGCAGCUGCUGGGCAGUUAUGUAGGUAAGGAGUACCUGAGGGAGAGGAAGCCUCAUGCUCACCUGGCGGACGUGGAGAGGCAGAUGACGGCGCAGUUUUACGUUAUGGAGUUUAAUAAACGUCUUUACGAGAGUAACAAGACCACGCAGAUCUUCUACAUCCCCUCUGAGCUCCUGCUGAUCACAGAAGCAGACUGUAUGGUAGCUUGUGUAUCGGUGGAGCCGUACAUGCUGGGGGAUUUUGUGAAACUCACCAACAACACAACCAAAAAAAACAAGCGACUGCAGGCCACUGAUUACGGGAUCGCGUUCGGACACUUCACCUACGCCUUCUCCAACCAGCAGGAGGUGGUGGUGGACCUGCAGGGAUGGGUGACGGCCAAUGGGAAAGGUCUGGCGUAUCUAACAGACCCUCAGAUCCACUCUCUCAGAAAACCUAAAUCCCCCAGUAACUUCCACCAGAACGGGAUCCUGAAGUUCCUGCAGCAGCAGCACGGAGAACGCUGCGGUCCCGUCUGCUGCGCCGCCCUGCAGGACUUCCCGCAGCACCUGCUGAAGUGAUAAAACCAGGUUUAUUACUGAUAUACAGCAUUUAUCUAAACACUAAACUAAACCAGGGUCUGGACCUAAAGACUGAACUCAGAUGUAUACCUCAGCGUCGCAGCCUGUGCGAGCGCCCUGCGCAGCUGCUCACGUAUACACGCCCUGCAGUUUAAACAGCGAAGAGAGGAAUGUGUGGGCAGCUCAGUGGACCAAUCACAGCUGUUGCUGUCCAUGACACAUAUGCUACUGUGCAGGCUCUCAUAGGCUACGGCACAAGGUCUACACAGGCUACAGUGCAGGUUAUGCGUAGGCUGUGGCACGUGGUACAGUUAGGGUAAAGCGGCGCAGGGUCUGUAUAGGCUGUGCUGCAGGGUGCACACAGGCCUGGGGUCAGAUGUGGCCCUCAAAUAUGAAACAUCUGGCCUGUUAUUAAUAUAUUAAAAUUAUGACGUUAAAUAGGUUUAUUGCCAUGAUAUGUUGACAAAUGUCGUACUGUAAUGUUUAUUUACUGUAUGAACAUUUAAUAAAAGUGGUGAAAAUGUUUUGGCAUAAGAGGAAUAAAGCAAUCAUCAGUUUA
This is a messenger RNA of Astyanax mexicanus (Mexican tetra), 5129 nucleotides long. It is a transcript of the gene alpk1, whose product is annotated as alpha-kinase 1. NCBI's taxonomy places the organism in Eukaryota, Metazoa, Chordata, Actinopteri, Characiformes, Acestrorhamphidae. The coding region runs from base 323 to 4570 and encodes 1415 amino acids. The record is from RefSeq and is a predicted model, not a curated record. The transcript is spliced from 14 exons. Gene Ontology annotation, biological process: protein phosphorylation. Gene Ontology annotation, molecular function: ATP binding; protein serine/threonine kinase activity.